Messenger RNA from Malus domestica (apple), 1079 nucleotides. Its product is annotated as transmembrane emp24 domain-containing protein p24delta9. The record is from RefSeq and is a predicted model, not a curated record. Gene Ontology annotation, cellular component: endoplasmic reticulum-Golgi intermediate compartment; Golgi apparatus; COPII-coated ER to Golgi transport vesicle. NCBI's taxonomy places the organism in Eukaryota, Viridiplantae, Streptophyta, Magnoliopsida, Rosales, Rosaceae. Gene Ontology annotation, biological process: endoplasmic reticulum to Golgi vesicle-mediated transport; Golgi organization; intracellular protein transport.
AUGACGAACAAACACGUGUUCAAAAAGCUGACAUGGCCUGGCCUAAAUCAAAGCAGGCCCAAACGGCCCAAACCGUAAAAUCUGCACAAACGAAGGAUUCCAGAUUCUCUGACUCACCUCCGAAGAGAACGAAGAACACCCCCCUCCCCCUUUCCUCUCGGUUUCUCUCCGAGUCGCCGCAUUUUUCCCACCCGAGUCAUCCCUCAGUCAGAGCAAUGGUCGGAUUGCGCCUUCUGCUUGCUGCCGUAAUCGCAGGGUUCUUAUUAUCUACAUCCGAAUCUCUGCGGUUCGAGCUGCAAUCCGGUCACACGAAAUGCAUCGUCGAAGACAUCAAAACCAACGCCAUGACCGUCGGAAAAUACAGCGUCGUCAACCCCAACGAGGGUCAGCCCAUGCCCGAUUCCCACAAAUUGACCGUCCGGGUGACGUCUCACCACGGGAACAACUAUCACUACUCGCAGCUGGUGGAAUCGGGGCAGUAUGCGUUUGUGGCGGCGGAGGAGGGAGAUUACAUGGCUUGCUUCUGGGCGCCGGAUCACAAGCCCCAGACGACGUUGACCAUUGAAUUCGAUUGGAAAACCGGCGUCGCCGCCAAAGACUGGUCCAAUGUCGCUAAGAAAGGCACCGUCGACGGAAUGGAAUUAGAGCUUAGGAAGUUGCUCGAUACGGUUACGUCCAUUCACGAGGAGAUGUCCUAUCUCCGUGGAAGGGAAGAAGAGAUGCAGGACCUCAACAGAACAACGAACUCGAGGAUGGCCACGUUGAGUCUUCUUUCGCUUUUUGUAUGCUUAGCAGUCGCAGGUAUGCAGUUGUGGCACCUCAAGACCUUCUUCGAGAAGAAGAAGCUUAUCUAAUUUAUUUCGGGAGGGUUCUGUAGUUCCAUCUUUCAAUGCUUGUUUUGUAACGUAGUUAACAGAACAAUGUAUGUUGGGAUACGACCGAUUAUCGGAUCACAUUGUUAGAUGAAGUAGGGCAACCAAAUGUUCACUACAACAUGUUAUGUUUCGUUUGUCCUUCGUUGUAAAGACUAAUUACAUAAAAUUUUAAAAGAAAACUAAUGGAAAGAACUUGAAAAUUUU